Prorocentrum cordatum is the source of this 155-nucleotide messenger RNA. Lineage: Eukaryota; Dinophyceae; Prorocentrales; Prorocentraceae. The record is from the annotation of a GenBank genome assembly.
GUCGACAAGCAGGAGCAGACGUGGCACGAGUUCACGGACAUAGGCUGGGCGCCCGUGAGGAUUGUCAUGAAGACCUUCCAGUCGGACCACAGGCUGCUGGCGGCCCCGCCCCCAGGCCCCACGCAGCCGCCGGCGGCCGCCCAGCACGCGCUGAU